Aspergillus aculeatinus CBS 121060 is the source of this 2101-nucleotide messenger RNA. RefSeq lists its product as uncharacterized. The record is from RefSeq and is a predicted model, not a curated record. The annotation marks the transcript as partial. Lineage: Eukaryota; Fungi; Ascomycota; Eurotiomycetes; Eurotiales; Aspergillaceae. The transcript is spliced from 2 exons.
CUUCAUAAGAGUCCAGCUCAAGUCAAACCAUUAUCUUGGAGCAUUACCAGACUAUUCGACAUGCUCGACACAAGUAACUCUAUUGCUCUAACCGCCUUUAUUGUCUCCUUGGUCGCUCUCACAGUGACUCUCCUCCAGCUCCUCCAGCAAUACUUUGCAACAGCGCAGGGCUACAACCGAUGUUCCAGACGACUGAUCGGCGACUGGUCGCGCUUCCGACAUCGCCACUAUCUAUGGCGCGAGUUUCGGUUUGAGGUCACCUUCGUAAGACCAUAUAUCUAUCUUGGGAAUCUCAACCCUUCUCACCCCAUUCCGGAUGCUGAAGGUCAGACGGCAACAUGGCACAAUCUGUUUUCUCCCUCGCGAAGCGACCAAACGUGGCGAGCGAAGUAUCUUGGAAGGUCUAUGAGCAUAAGCGAGCUACCAAGGGAGUUGACUGAUGCCUGCACGCAGGCUUCCUGGACUCUUUUUCUGAAGCACUUGCAGGAAUACAACAGACAUGCUGCAAGGCGUAUGCAACAUGCCAAUUACGACCCACCAUCACCAUCAACAACGACACAUUCUCCCUCAUCGACUUACGGUAUCUGCAUCAAAUUCGAGCCCUGCACGUGGGACGACCUCCCCGGAAACCCUGGCACACUGACAGGCUCGAUGUCUCUCCGUGACCUGACCAUCUUCACUCGCCUUCUUGGCUUGGACUGGUCAGAUGGGCCAUUCCUGGGUAACUCACAGAGCUCAGCAUUUAGAGAAGAGAGUAAAUCGGGAACGAGCUUGUCUCCCAGAGGCAGCCUCCAGGCAUCAGGAAACACCCUCAUCCUCGCAGAAAGAUCCACUCCGCUGCUGCGCUACGAGCAACAAGACUUCACCCCGCCCCGGCUCCACCUCUCCCGCAGGGAGACUUUCAUCGUUCAUCCCGGGGCGGUGGCAAUGUUCUACGGACGCAUUCUCCUAGACCCGGUUCUCUUCCCAGCCCACUCCCAAUCCGUUGUUCUGGACGGUGACCAGGCCUGGGAGACCCUCUCCCGCACCAUGUGGCUCCCACUCCCACCACGAGCAAGUCUAGUCAACAUUCUCCCCGCCUUGUGUUCCGCGAUCCUCAGCGAAAAAGAUCUCUACCCAGUGCGCGUGCCGAGACCGCACCGGUACCUCCUGGGCCCGUUCACCCGACCUAAGAUCGCGAUGAUCUUCAAGCGUGGUGUAGAGGGUAUACAAUCCCAGCAGCAGCACCAACAGCAAGAAGGGAGUCCUUCGAGUGUCGUGGACGGGAUCUUAGAGGCUAUCAACGAGCUAGAGCAGUUCCCUCGACCACAACAACACCCUGCCCGUCCUUUUUUCACCUCUUCCUCCCCUCCUAUUACGACGACAACCACUCCAGCCCCCGUAACAGACUACUGGACCGUGUCGCAAGGCGCAUAUCCAGCCUGGGCCACAGACUUAGAAACCUCCCCCGAAGCCAGCUUCUUCAACGAGAGGGUCCACCACUGGCUAUGCUGGAUCCAGCGGGAACUCGGCCAGAUUGUCUCUCGGGAAGAUGAUCAUAUCGGACCCUACAGCUUCUUCCACUGGGAUCUGGUCUCCUCAUUCCUCGAGUUCAUCGUCGCCUUCGACGGCGGUGGCGAGGAGGCGGCAGCGCAGGACGACCAUGAUGAAGCCGAGCCAGGCACGUCAGAAGCCAGACCGACAAGGCAACGACAGCCACGUCCGCAGCACAAACCAAAGCAGCGGCCCCACACGAAUAGCAAGAACCCCUUCGCCACCUGGCGCCGAAACAUGCACGCCCUCUUCGACCACCUCCCCACCAUCGAAGCCCAUGUUCGCAGACGCGGUAGACGACGCGCCGAGAUGUGCGCCAAUGGAUACCACAUGUCCCCAACCACCGGCCUGGGGGACCAGUUCGAUGUUGUGGUUUCGUGUGAGGGGGUGGUGGGGUAUGACCAGAUUGGUUCGGAGGAGAUCCGCGAUGCGUGUCUGGGGAUGAUUUUUCGGGCCAUGUGUUGGCAUCGAUGUCAUUAUAUGAGUCCGGAGGAUGAGCCGUUCCGGUCCGACUUUUGUGGUAACAUACAACAGGUGGGGAUUGAGUAAGGUGACUUGUAGUCUGAAG